Messenger RNA from Clarias gariepinus (North African catfish), 1029 nucleotides. Its product is annotated as trace amine-associated receptor 1-like. Gene Ontology annotation, molecular function: trace-amine receptor activity. The record is from RefSeq and is a predicted model, not a curated record. Gene Ontology annotation, biological process: adenylate cyclase-activating adrenergic receptor signaling pathway. Gene Ontology annotation, cellular component: membrane. The transcript has a single exon. Bases 1 to 1029 code for a protein of 342 amino acids. Lineage: Eukaryota; Metazoa; Chordata; Actinopteri; Siluriformes; Clariidae.
AUGGAUUUUAAAAUAAACUUAAGCCAAACUUUGAUGUUGGAUGUCAUUCCUCUUUGCUAUGAAUUUUUAAACAGUUCCUGUGCAAAAUAUACUUACCCACUCCUUAUCAAAGUGCCACUCUAUGGUUUUUUUGGCUUGGUGGUGAUUUUGACAGUAUUUGGAAACUUUUUUGUCAUUCUCAGCAUCGUUCAUUUUAAACAGCUCCACAUGCCAACAAAUUAUCUCGUCCUUUCUCUGGCUGUAACAGAUCUGUUGUUAGGUGGAUUUGUUAUGCCUCUGAGCAUGAUCCGAUCUGUAGAGACUUGCUGGUAUUUUGGGACAUUAUUCUGUAAAAUUCACAGCAGUGUUAAUAUCACAUUGGUUACUGCAUCUAUUAUAAACCUGUGUUUUAUAGCUGUAGAUCGAUAUUUUGCUGUGUGUCAGCCCUUGUUAUAUAAGACUAUUACACCUUUUGUCACGUUGGUUAUGAUUUCCAUUUGCUGGAGUGUUUCAUUCACAACUGGAUUUGGAAUAAUAUUUCUUGGUCUUAACAUCCUGGUUACUCAAGAAUUUUAUAAUGAAAAUGUCGCCUGUGAAGGAGGUUGUGUUUGGUUCCAAAAUGCUGCCUCCAGCACAGCUUCGUCUUUGCUUUCUUUUUACUUUCCAGGGAUCCUUAUGCUUAGUAUUUAUACAAAAAUAUUCCAUGUUGCACAGAAACAAGCCAAAUCAAUUCAAUACUCAAAAAAUAAAACACAACCCUUGAUAAGCAAAGAGGAGAAAAAGGCAACAAAAACUCUGGCGGUGGUUAUGGGAGUGUUUCUCUCACUUUGGACUCCAUUUUUUUUCUGCAAUAUAAUUGAUCCUUUUAUUGGGUUUUUGAUUCCACCUCAAUUGUUUGAGGUACUGGUUUGGAUUGGUUAUUUAAAUUCUACUUGUAAUCCAAUGGUGUACGCUUUUUUCUACAAGUGGUUUAGAAAAGCACUGCGAAUUGUUUUAUCUGGCAAAAUAUUUCAGUUAGGUUCUUCAAGAAUAAAUCUUUAUUCACACUGA